Molecule: messenger RNA, 537 nt
Organism: Stomoxys calcitrans (stable fly)
Lineage: Eukaryota; Metazoa; Arthropoda; Insecta; Diptera; Muscidae
Exons: 3
Coding region: 32-478 (148 amino acids)
Source: RefSeq, a predicted model, not a curated record
UCAUAUAGUUUGAAACUAAAAACGUUUAGUCAUGGCGCCACAGCAAAAAGUUGAAUUUGUUAUAUUAAAAUUAACAUUUCUGCCAUAUGUUCAUCCUCAAUAUCCACGCAUAUCAUUAACCCACAAAAGACAUUCACCAAGUAGUUCAAUGACUCAGGUUCGCGAUUGGUUCGAUCGAAUAAUGUCCAGAGAAAAGUCGAAGAUCUCCCCUCAUCUUAGUGUGCGGUAUUGCGAGUGGAACAUUACCUCAGGCAAUGCUAAUCUGUUCACCGUCAACGGUUAUCGUUUUGAUAAAAUUCUCCUAGUUUUAGGUGAAGAAGUUAUUCACUGGAUCUUUUAUCAAAAUAUGCCAUUGCAUCGAAGAAUAGAGGGUUGUGGUCAUCUAUCCGUUAAUUAUUGUGGCUGCUGUCUGAACACCCAAUAUAUGAAAAUAAUGGACACUGUCAAGAGUUGUGUAAUGCAAAGAGGUCACAAUUAGCACUAAAUAAUUUACUUUUACGUUAAACGUAUACCAUAGGCGAUGUGAUAAUUUUGUAA